Molecule: messenger RNA, 1220 nt
Organism: Telopea speciosissima
Lineage: Eukaryota; Viridiplantae; Streptophyta; Magnoliopsida; Proteales; Proteaceae
Product: auxin-induced protein PCNT115-like
Exons: 5
Coding region: 34-1059 (341 amino acids)
Cellular component (GO): cytoplasm
Source: RefSeq, a predicted model, not a curated record
UUUGGUGGUGCUUCAGAGUAUUGUAAACGAGAGAUGAUGGCGAGUAUAAGGAGGAUCAAAUUGGGUUCACAAGGCCUGGAAGUGUCAGCCCAGGGACUUGGCUGCAUGGGCAUGUCGGCCGCCUAUGGCUCUCUAAAGCCUGAGGAGGAGAUGAUUGAUCUCAUCCACCAUUCCAUUAACACUGGUAUUACCUUCCUUGAUACCUCUGAUGUUUAUGGCCCCCACACCAAUGAAAUCCUUCUCGGAAAGGCUCUGAAGGAAGGAAUGAGAGAGAAAGUGGAAUUGGCUAGUAAGUUUGGUAACAUAAUUUUGGAUGGGAAGUGGGAAAUCAGAGGAGAUCCAGCAUACGUGAGAGCUGCCUGUGAGGCAAGCUUGAAGAGGCUUCAGCUUGAUUGCAUCGAUCUCUACUAUCAGCACCGGGUUGAUACCCGAGUUCCUAUUGAAGUCACGAUGGGUGAACUGAAAAAACUAGUGGAAGAGGGAAAGAUUAAGUACAUCGGAUUAUCUGAAGCUUCUGCUUCCACAAUUAGGAGAGCUCAUGCUGUCCACCCUAUAACAGCAGUUCAAUUGGAGUGGUCCUUAUGGUCUAGAGAUGCUGAGGAAGAAAUAAUUCCUACUUGUAGGGAACUUGGAAUAGGUAUUGUGGCAUACAGCCCUCUAGGAAGAGGCUUCCUCUCUUCUGGGCCCAAACUUCUAGAAAGUUUUCCUGAGAAUGAUCGCCGAAAGAUGCAUCCAAGAUUCCAACCUGAGAAUGUUGAACAUAACAAACGUAUAUUCGAGCGAAUAAGUGAAAUUUCAACAAGAAAGGGGUGCACUCCUGCUCAGCUUGCAUUGGCAUGGGUUCACCAUCAAGGAAACGAUGUCUGUCCCAUACCAGGCACCACCAAGAUUGAAAACUUCAACCAGAACAUCGACGCUUUGUCUGUGAAACUAAUGCCUGAAGAAAUGGCUGAGCUUGAAUCCUUGGCUUUGGGUGUUAAAGGUGAUAGAUAUCCAUCCUUAGCAAACACUUGGAAGUAUGCAGACACCCCUGAUCCAUCAACUUGGAAUGGUCAAUAAUUUUGCUAUUCCAUGAUGAGCUCAUUUAAGUUUCAGUUGAUUUCAGGAAGAAAAUUGUUCCAGAGAAGCUAACAAAAGCCCUUAAAAUGUAAUGUCACUUUCUUUUUGAAGUCUCUGAGUUCCACAGUUUAAUGAAAUAAGGUUGAUGGGCUUUUCAGUUU